AAGGUACUCGAGAAUGAGGUAAAGUUUGCCUCUCGUCUGGAAGGCAUUUAUGAGGUCCACAAUAAAAGUAUGCUGAACUUCCUCCAGGAUGCUCCUCUCUGCUUAACUGUGAGCAUGAUCACGGCCUGUUGAAACACAAUCAAAAGCAGCAUGCUGAGUUAAGAGCUUUCCCACCAAAUGCCCAGUGUGCAGAUCUGACAUGCCCAAUAAAGCUCAAUCUAUUCCAAUGACUGAUGCGCACUGGCUCUCCACAAUCAGGAGAGUAUCAUGGUCACUGCUCACUGUUAUCACAUUAUAAGUCCUAGUUUAACAAUGGAGUGAGUGUCACACCUGUUAUGUAUACCUUGUCUUGUUUCACCAUUGCCCUUUGUUUAUCAUUUUUGUCACUUUUGUAAUUCCUUAGUUUUCACUUUUGUCCCUUUUUUAGCUCCAUAGUUUUCUUGUCAGCCUUCGUGUGCUCUGUUCAUUGUUUUCACCUGCCCUCGUUAGUUGUCUUUGGUUUUAGUUUAUCACCUUGUUAUCUUGUUUGAGUUCUGUUUGUUCAUUGGUUCCCGUCUUCCUAUGUCCAUGUAUUUAACCCUGUCUGUUUGUUCAGUCGCUGUCAAUCGUUGAAUGUUGUCAUGCCUGGUAUGUGUUCCCUGCCCGAGUUCUCAGUUUUAUUUCAUUGUUUAGUUUCCUGUUUUCCCAUCGUGGUUGUUUCUUUUGUGUUUAUUCGUUUGUUUACUUAAUAAAGUAAGUUGCAUUUGGAUCCGCUCUCCUCGUCUGCCUUCGCUGCCUCCAUUCGUUACAGAACGAUUGACCACCCAUGGAUCCAGCAGCCUAUUCGGUGAAUUAUCGGCUCCUUUGCCUCAAGCAGGGGGACCGCCCUUUGGAGGACCAUGUCCAGGAUUUUCUGGAGCUGGCACACCUCUCUGACUUCCCCGACCAUGCCCUGGUGGCAUUCUUCCGGGUAAAUUUGAACGAGUCUCUGAGGGAGUGGUUGCCGCCGGCGAGUCGUUGCUGGACGCUCCUAGGUUUCGUGGAGGAGACCCUGCGGGUCAGCGGGUCGCCGCCCACUGUGGGCGUUCUGGAGGAUGACGCUCCUCCCACGAAGAUACUCCCCCUGUCAGCCACGAUUCGUCUCUCCACGCCCGUCCUGACCUACACGCUGCCAACCUCGUCCGCUUCAGAGCCGGUGUGCCCCGCACCCGCGAUCCUCGAGCCUGCACGGCCCACUUCGUCUGUCCGGAGGAGGAAGAGAACACGGGCUUCCGCCUCCCAGUCCACGCCUGCCCCGGUCUGCGAGCCAGAGCCCGCAUCACCCACGGUCAACCAGCCAGAGCCAUUAGCCCCCGUUGUCCCUGAGCCAGCGCCUGUAGCCUCGACCGUCCCUGAGCCAGCGCCUGUAGCCUCGACCGUCCCUGAGCCAACACCAGUAAGUAAGUAAGUAAGUAAAAUGUAUUUAUAUAGCACUUUUCACAGAUAAACAUCACAAAGUGCUUCACAGUAAAAUGUAAUACAAAAACAAUUUAAAUACAUUCCCCAAAAUACAAACAACAAACACUACAAACAACCAUAAAAAAAACCCUCGACUAACCAAAAGCCUGCUUGAAGA
Molecule: messenger RNA, 1594 nt
Organism: Xyrauchen texanus (razorback sucker)
Lineage: Eukaryota; Metazoa; Chordata; Actinopteri; Cypriniformes; Catostomidae
Exons: 2
Coding region: 806-1426 (206 amino acids)
Source: RefSeq, a predicted model, not a curated record